UUGACCGGGAAAUCAAAGAUGCCGACGCUUCAAAGCUGCGGACAUACAUAAUUCGAAUGCGGCUUCCCGAGAACGCUACCUUCGCCAGCACCCAAGCCUUGGAGAAUUGGUACCGGUCGCUGCUGCCGCCGAUCGCUGCGAACUCCAGUGUGGCACGCUUUGUCUACGCAUACAGCGACGCCAUCACUGGGUUUGCUGCCAGGCUAACAGAAGAGGAACUCGGGUACAUAGAGCAGAAGGAAGGGUUCCUGGCGUCGUAUCAGGACGUCAAGUUGCCUCUCCUGACGACCCACACCCCUGAGCUACUCGGCCUGCAACCCGGCCAAGGCCUCUGGAGCAACUCCAACAUGGGCAAGGGUGUUAUCAUCGGGGUGUUGGAUACCGGGUUAGCGAUCGGGCAUCCAUCAUUCGGCGACGAUGGAAUGGAACCCCCACCAUCGAGAUGGAAGGGGAAUUGUCCCCACAAUGGGAUCGGAUGCAACAACAAGGUGAUUGGAGUAAGAAUAUUCACAAGCAGCGGCGGUGGCUCGGCACCUGAAGGCGCUGCAGAUGACGAAGUAGGGCACGGAACCCACACUUCGAGCACAGCGGUGGGGAACUUCGUGAAAAACGCCAACGUGCUCGGAAGUGGCAACGGCACCGCCGCUGGCGUGGCGCCGCGUGCUCACUUAUCCAUCUACAAGGUCUGCAGCUCCGACGGCUGCAUAACGUCCGAUGUCCUCGCCGGGAUGGAUGCAGCGAUCAAGGAUGGGGUGGACGUGCUGUCUCUGUCACUCGGAGGAGGGCCCCGUGCUCUGUACGCUGACGUUAUCGCGAUUGGGGCGUUUAGUGCGAUCGAGAAAGGGAUCUUCGUCAGCUGUGCUGGGGGUAACUCCGGCCCGUCACCUUCAACGCUCUCCAAUGAGGCUCCAUGGAUCCUAACGGUUGGCGCCACCACCAUUGAUCGGAACAUAAGGGCGACCGUCAAGCUCGGGAACGGUCUCGAGUUCGAUGGUGAAACAGCCUUUCAACCGGCCAACUUCUCGUCCACCAUGCUGCCUCUGGUGAUGCCAAGUAGUUCACAAGAAUAUCGCAAUUGCCUGGUUGGUGUGGUCAUGCCCGAGGUGAAGGGGAAGAUGGUGGUGUGUCAGCGUGCGCUCGGUUCUCGGAUCCAACUUGGCGAGACAGUGAAGACCAAUGGCGGCGCGGCCAUGUUGAUCAUCAACGGAGAACUUGAUGGCUACACCACAUUGGCCGAAGCCCAUGUCCUCCCGGCAUCGCAUCUUAAUUACGUCAACGGAUCGAGCAUCGAGAAGUACGUAAACACGUCCAAGGAGCCGGUGGCCUCCAUCACUUUCAAGGGCACAAUACUGGGGGUUUCUCCAUCUCCUACAAUAAGUUUCUUCUCAUCUCGAGGGCCUAACUCUAUAAGCCCCGGCAUUCUGAAGCCCGAUGUGGUCGGACCAGGCGUCAACAUUCUCGCGGCAUGGCCCUUCGAGGUAGGCCCUUCCCCGAAUAACUCGGCCACCGUGUUCUUCAACAUGAUUUCCGGGACUUCCAUGUCGACACCUCAUCUUAGCGGGACUGCGGCUCUUAUAAAGUCCGUACAUCCUGACUGGUCGCCGGCGGCGAUCAAAUCGGCAAUCAUGACGACUUCGGAUAUCGUGGCCAACGACGGGAAGCCGAUAACCGAUGAGCUGCACCAACCUGCGACAUUCUUCGCGACGGGAACCGGACAUGUCAACCCAACAAAAGCGGCUGACCCCGGCCUUCUUUAUGACCUCAACGCCGACGAUUACAUCGGCUACCUCUGUGGGUUGGGUUACUCGGAUGCGCAAGUGGAGAUCGUCACCCACCGCAGAGUCACCUGCGACACCGUCAAGAAGAUCAAGGACGUGGAGCUGAACUACCCGGCGAUAGUGAUAACGGCAGCUGCGAGCUUCGAUAACAUAACGGUGAAUCGGACGGUGACAUGUUUUUGCUCAGGGAAGACCGUAUUCAAGCUCAAGGUGGAUAAGCUCAGUGGAGUAUCAGCGAAGGUCUCACCAGAGACGCUGGAGUUCUCACAUGAGAAUGAGAAGAAAACCUACAGUGUGAGUUUGAGCUGGCAAAGCAGCAAUGUGAAUGAUGCAGAAGGAAACUUGUGGUGGGUUUCCGAUAUGCAUUCUGUGAGGAUUCCGAUCGUCGUAAGAGCAUGACUGUAACUCUGCAAGAAUCCUAAUAAACAUAUA
Molecule: messenger RNA, 2210 nt
Organism: Musa acuminata subsp. malaccensis (wild Malaysian banana)
Lineage: Eukaryota; Viridiplantae; Streptophyta; Magnoliopsida; Zingiberales; Musaceae
Product: subtilisin-like protease
Biological process (GO): proteolysis
Molecular function (GO): serine-type endopeptidase activity
Source: RefSeq, a predicted model, not a curated record